UUCUUCAAAACACAACCAGCUGUCGAUCUGACAACAGCGCAAAACAAAGCGUUUAAUUGUUAUUGAAAAUAAAAGUUCUGCGAGUGAGGCACGAUUGGUUCGACGGGGCUUCCCUAUUGCUUCUAUCAGAGUUCAUCAGACGCCAAUUUGGACAGCAACAAGUGGAUAUACACAAACUUAUACCUCAAUAGCAACAACAUUUGUAUAGAUGAAGCCAUUCACACUAACGUUUGUAAAAGCUCAUCAACUAACACAUUUGGACACCUGAUUAAAGUGGCGAUCAGCAUUUCGGUGAUUUUUUUGCGUGCCAUUAGACAUUAGCAGUGGAAAGAAACAGUAAUUUACAAAACACACACGCGCUUACACACAGAUACAUACAUACAUAUACAAUGGGCGUACGUGUAAUUGAGACAGACUCAGCGAGCGAUUCGUAUGACGAUGAGGAAUGCUCAACUUGUAACUCGAGUCACAAAAACAAAACCAGUCAUGCCAAAAGAACCGCCAACACAGCCGGAAGUGACGCCAGCUCUUUUACACUAUCGAGCCGGGAUCUGGUUGGCAACUGCAAGGAGUACCGCAUUGAGAACAACACGCGGGAUCUGCGCAUCAUCGGAAAUGGCAACCGUGUGCGCAUUGUUAACAACUCCGGCAAACUACAGCUAAUUGGAAAUCAAAAUAGACUGAAGAUUCAGCAGAACAGCGGCCACAUCAAGUAUACGGGCAACGAUGGACGCAUCUAUAUAGGCAGUGAGUCGUCCCAACAGACUGUCGAUUACAUUGGCUGCAACGGCACGUUGAAGGUGGUCAAAUCGCUGCUGCUACAAAACCACAAGACGAGUAAGCCAACUAAAAGUGGCAAGAACUCAACAAAUGCAACUCCUACAGCCAAGUCGACUGUGGAAAUUGGAAACAAGCUUACUAUUGUUAAUGGCAUUGCUGGCAAUAUUGUGAUCAAGAAUGCAAUCAAUGUGAGCAUUUAGAAAUUCACAUUGAUAGCGAUUUUCUAUAUGUAUGCGUGUCUCUUUCUCUGGGGGGCUUCCCCCAAAACAACAAUCCAAAGUUUAAGCUAAGUAACUUGCCUGUUAGCGUAGCAAGCACAAGCAUUAGUACGUGGCCAGUACAAAUGGUUCCUAUAUGUUUAAUAGUCAUUAGCUAUUGAUCUACACACAUGUAUUUGACUGAUUCACAGGCAUUGAAAAGUAUUAGACGCCAUGUAUCCAUUAUUGUAUUCAUUAUAACAAAUCUAUUAAUAUGCUUAUUAUAGCCUGGGUUCAUUCUAUGAAUGACCUCACAAAUUAUAUA
Messenger RNA from Drosophila busckii, 1302 nucleotides. RefSeq lists its product as uncharacterized. The transcript has a single exon. NCBI's taxonomy places the organism in Eukaryota, Metazoa, Arthropoda, Insecta, Diptera, Drosophilidae. The record is from RefSeq and is a predicted model, not a curated record. Bases 390 to 980 code for a protein of 196 amino acids.